CUUGCACCAACAUCUUCAAUGCCUUAGCUAGGGUGGCCCGCUCUUGUUGGGGCCUUAGCACUGAAGCUAUACAUUUUAUUUAUAAAGGUGUUUUUAUACCAAAAAUGGCUUAUGCUGCAGGAACAUGGUACACAGCAGCAGAAAAAGGUGUUAUUAAACGAAAAUUGUUAAGUGCACAAAGGAUUGCACUCCUCAGGAUUACAAAGGCAUUCCGUACAACCUCAACGGAUGCACUUUUAGUAAUUGCGGGCGAACCACCAAUAGAUCUAAUUAUUAAAGAACAAGCACUGAAAUACAUGUGUAGACAAGGGCUACCAAUUACUAUAAAUGGAAUACCAUACGAUGGUAUGCUAUACGAACGAAAACCAAGUGCUAAAGCACUACCAAAACCAUAUGAAAGGGGAGCAAUUGGGAUUGCCGAAGAGGCCGAAAUAGCCGAUACCAAUGUUUUUACUGAUGGUUCAAGAAUAGAAGAUCGAGUAGGAGCAUCCUACACUGUGUUUACACACGGAACAGAAAUCCAUCAAGGACAAUAUAGACUAGCAGAUCACUGCUCAGUUUUUCAAGCGGAGCUUUUUGCCAUAUUAAUGGCAGUAAAAUGGUGCAUAUCUUCUAGCCUAACUAGCAGUUUUAUAAUACACACUGACAGCAGAGCAGCCAUCCAAGCGAUGCAACAAUAUAUUGACACCAGCCAGCUGUCUAUAGAAAUAAAGACACUUAUAAGGGAAAACAAGAGUAACAUUAAAGUGAGAUGGGUUAAGGCCCAUGUAGGAAUUAUGGGCAAUGAGAGGGCGGAUGCCCUGGCGAAGGGUGCCAUUGAAUUCACAGAGAUUGCAUAUGGGAAAAUCCCAUUGUCUUUCAUCAAAAAGCAACUAAGGCAGCAGACCAUAGAAGAAUGGCAGGAGAGAUGGACGUAUAGUGAGAAAGGUCGUUACACAUACUGGCUGCUACCCAGUAUUGAGGAGAGAAUAAAAGAUCUUAAAUGGCUGCCAGUGGAUUUUCUGAGGACUCAACUCUACUCCAAUCACUGCAACACUAAAGAGUACUUGAAUAGAAUAGGGAAAGAUCAGGAAAGUAUUUGUGAUUGUGAAGAUGACAUAGAGAGCCUUGAACAUCUACUGACAACAUGCAUUAAGUAUGAAAAUGAAAGGAUGCAAUUACACCUAGUUGCUGCACAGACAUUUAAUACAGACUGUACAGAUCUAUACAUGCUGAUCCGGAAUAAGGAUAUUAUCCAAGAUCUAAAGAACUUUACGCGAAGUAUACUGUCAAAGAGUUGAGGAGCGAGUUGCUCCCACUCUAUCAAGCGGCAAGUGGCCGCAAUAAUUGUAAUGGCAAGCUGCAUUGCGAUUAUACAUGCUUUACCUAUUUCUUUUUAUUGUUUAAAUUGACUUAAUGUAAAUUAUGAUUUAUGAAUAAAGAAAGCGUUCCCCCUUGUGGUGCUAUUUGCGGGACAAGGGUGACUCUGAUCCCUGUAUAGGGAAAUGAUGACCAUCCAAUGAAAAAAA
Molecule: messenger RNA, 1508 nt
Organism: Centruroides sculpturatus (bark scorpion)
Lineage: Eukaryota; Metazoa; Arthropoda; Arachnida; Scorpiones; Buthidae
Exons: 1
Coding region: 105-1280 (391 amino acids)
Biological process (GO): DNA replication, removal of RNA primer
Molecular function (GO): nucleic acid binding; RNA-DNA hybrid ribonuclease activity
Source: RefSeq, a predicted model, not a curated record